Molecule: messenger RNA, 3402 nt
Organism: Salvia miltiorrhiza (redroot sage)
Lineage: Eukaryota; Viridiplantae; Streptophyta; Magnoliopsida; Lamiales; Lamiaceae
Product: probable LRR receptor-like serine/threonine-protein kinase At2g16250
Exons: 4
Coding region: 588-3104 (838 amino acids)
Biological process (GO): protein phosphorylation
Cellular component (GO): plasma membrane
Molecular function (GO): ATP binding; protein binding; protein kinase activity
Source: RefSeq, a predicted model, not a curated record
AGCGGUGUGCUGACGAUUCCAGCUGAGUUUGUAUACAAAAUCAAGUACGGAACAAAUUUGGUGUAUUUUAUAACUAAUGAAAUUAUUUGGUAAAAGACAUACUCAUAUUUUCCGCACGAUUUAUUUAUAGGUUCCUUCCUUCCACCUCUUAUCUAAUUUAGCAGGAAGCUGCUCAGCACCACUCAUCGCCGCCCGCCGCCACAACCUUCCGGCACUAAAAAAAAGCAGUCCGAUCAAGCAAGCUGCUCGCUUCACCGCAGAAGAGUCAGCUCAGUCCUUUUUCCAUUCAUUACAUUAAAUAGCUCCCCUUCCCUGCCAUGAAAACCACAUUAGUUGCGCACGGUUGUGGCCGUUGAAAACUACCCUUUUUCGCCAUUAAUGCCUUCACUCCCUCCGCUUUUUUCCAUCCACCAAAAUAGCCUCUCUCUCCGCUCGACUCGCAAAAUCGUGCAUUAAGAUGAAGAACCAAAGCUCGUGAUCAUCAUCGAGCGGACAGCUGAAACAAACAAUCCACCACAACACAAACCGCACUCAUCCAUAUAUUUAUGUUGCCGCCUCAUUUCAGUUGAUGAUUGAGAUUCCAAUUCAUGGCACCACAUCUCAAGCUUCCGCUAUUACUGCUACCACUAGCCCUGCUGCUCAGCUCGGCGGCGGCUCAGUCCCCUCCACGGCUGACCUCCCCCACCGAGCGCCGGGCAUUGCUCGAUCUCCGCUCCUCGCUCGGAAUCUCAGCUAAGAACUGGCAUAAGAAGACCAAUCCCUGUCUGAAUUGGACGGGAAUUGAGUGCCGAAACGGUCGCGUAACCGCGAUUAAACUAUCCGGUUUGAGGAGAAGUAACCAAGGGAAAAAAAAUCCACGGUUUGCUGUUGAUUCGUUACAGAAUUUUCCUUUCCUAUCAACGUUGAAUUCGUCUGGAUUUUUGCUGCCGGGGCAGAUUCCGGACUGGUUAGGCACAAAGCUGAGCAAUCUCGAAUCUCUUGAUCUUAGCUCGAGUUCGAUUACUGGCCCAAUUCCAUUAUCUCUUGGGAGUUUGAGCAGUCUUACGUGGUUGAAUUUGUCGAACAAUUCGAUCACCGGCAACAUGCCAAUUGCAUUGCAGAAGCUGCAGUCGUUGUCAGUUCUCGAUCUUUCUCAGAAUUCACUGACAGGGCAAAUUCCCGAAGAGAUUUCUUCUCUUCGGAAUCUCACCAAUCUCGACCUGUCGUCGAACUAUUUAUCCGGCGCGAUCCCGCUUGAUUUCGUUUUGCUUUCUAAGCUCAAGCAGCUGAAUUUGAGCAGAAACAGUUUGAGUUCAUCGAUUCCCUCUCAGAUUGCGAAUCUCUCAGAGAUGGAACAGCUUGAUCUCGGAUUCAAUUACUUGAGCGGGGCGCUACCUCAGGAGCUGGGAGGGUUGAGGAGCUUGAAGUAUCUAGAUGUUUCUAGAAACAAUCUCACCGGCCUCUUCCCGGGCAACGCUGCUUCCUUCAAUGUCACUGCUGCAGUCUUCUUCAACUUCUCUGACAAUCGCUUCUAUGGAAAUGUGAGCUCCAGGUUUGGAAAUGCUCUUGUAGUCGAUCUGUCCAGCAACUAUUUCAGAGGGCAAGCGCCUACUGAGAGCCGCUUUCGCCUCUCAAAUAAUUGCUUUUCGAGUAUACAGAAGCAGAGGAAAUUGGAGAACUGUACCGAGUUUUACAAGGGUGUAGGUAUACCCUAUGACAAUGAUGAUGGUGAUAGUGAUGGCCAACAACCAAUGCCACCAACAUUAAUGGAGCCAAGGAGGAAGAGCAGAAGCAGGCUGUUUUAUGUUAUGAUUGGAGUUUUUGGUGGGAUUGGUUUAAUCUUCAUAUUUGUUGUAGCGGCAUUGCUGGUGCUUCUGAGAUCACGCAGAGCUCGGAGUAGUAAUCAGCAAGCGCAGAGUAGAGACGUUGAGCAGCCUCCCAAGUUCGUUACAGACUUGUCUAGCUUGGGGGAGUCGUUCACAUUCGAGCAGCUGCUCGUGGCAACGAGCAAUUUCAGUAACGAGAACUUGAUAAAGCAGGGGCAUUCGGGAUGCCUGUUCCGUGCAAGGCUGGAGGGCGGGGAGCUUGCAGUCGUGAAGAAAGUGGAUCUGCAGUCCAUCAGAAGGGAGCUGUUCGUGGCGGAGCUGGAGCUUUUUGGGAAGGCGGCGCACCAAAGGCUGGUGCCUCUUGUAGGGCACUGCUUGGACGAUGAGAAUGUGAAGUUUUUUGUCUACAAAUACAUGCCGAAUGGGGAUUUGUCGAAUGCUUUGUAUAGGCUGACGAGUUCAGAGGAAGGGCUGCAGUCCUUGGAUUGGAUCACGAGGCUGAAGAUCGCGAUAGGAGCUGCAGAGGCAUUAUCGUACUUGCACAAUGAGUGCACUCCUCCUCUUGUUCAUAGAGAUGUUCAAGCUAGUAGCAUCCUUCUCGAUGACAAGUAUGAGGUUCGGCUUGGGAGUUUCAGUGAAGCUUGUGUUUCAGGAGCCAAUAAUCAUCAGAAUGUGGUGUCGAGGCUGACUUCUGGUAGAUGCGGAUCGUCGUCUACUACGUGUGCCUACGAUGUGUACUGUUUGGGGAAAGUGUUGCUUGAGCUGGUGACUGGGAAGCUUGGGAUCAGCACAAUGAGUGAUGCUGAUGCACAGCAAUGGCUGGACAGCAACUUACCAUUCAUCAGCAUCUACGACAAGGAAAUGGUGCAUAAGAUUGUGGACCAAUCUCUUAUAGUAGAUGAGGAUCUUCUGGAGGAGGUAUGGGCCGUUGCGGUGGUGGCUAAGUCGUGCCUGAAUCCCAAGGCCUCGCGACGCCCUUCAAUGAGGCAUGUAGUGAAAGCGCUGGAGAAUCCGUUCAAGGUGGUGAGGGACGAGAAUUUCAGCUCCGGGAGGCUGAGAAGAGGUUCGUCUAGGCAGUCGUGGACAGCUGCUUUGUUCGGUAGCUGGCAUCAUAGCUCCUCGGACAGCUCCAACAUGUCGAGCCAAACGAACAAGGAGAUCAUCGGGGGCCUGAGGCAGACCGAGAGAGCAGGGUCUCGUGGUAGUGGAACGAACGACCACUCGUCUUCGCAUAAAAGAUCGUCGAGCGAUGUCUUCCCACAACCACUAGAGAUGCAAGAUGUAGAGAGUGGCAACUGAGGGUGUGUCAUGUUUGUAUUACUAAUAGUUAUUUAAUGAGUGUGUGAGAGAGAGAUUUGUUACUCUAGGAUAGGAGCUGUUAUAGUUUUGCUCUAUUUGUACAGGAGCCUGCAUAAGUCGAUUUAUUAGUCUCAGAAAAGUUUUGAUCUGAGAACUUUUCAAGUAGCCUGCAUCCAUCCCUGAGUCUUACAAAUCACUACCCUCUUUUGUUUCUUUUAAAAGGGUGGAUGAUUGAGACUCGGAUGCUCAUCCAGUAAAUACCAUAAAUUAUAAACAGAUUAUUGCCCUUUAAUUUUUA